Bursaphelenchus xylophilus (pine wood nematode) is the source of this 2065-nucleotide messenger RNA. NCBI's taxonomy places the organism in Eukaryota, Metazoa, Nematoda, Chromadorea, Rhabditida, Aphelenchoididae. The record is from the annotation of a GenBank genome assembly.
AUGGUAAGAGUUUUUAUUAUUUUUGUUGGAUUUUCAGGUAGAAUUAUGAAGAUUGAAGGAUUUUGAGAUGAAAUAUAUUAGGUCCAAGGAAAAUUUCGAGGGUUAGGGAGGUGAUUUCGAGCUCCAGAUCUUACACUUGAUAGCUGAUGGGAAAAUAAUUUUUUCUUUGUGAAUUACAUGGGUUGUUGUGAACUUUUAUGGCAGAAUACGAAGAUUAUGGCUUUAUGCAGGCUAGAAUAUAAUUUUACAUCAUAAUCUCAACGCAUGAAAUAGAAAUUUUUGACAUAAGAUCUUGUACUUGAUGCUCAAUGGGAAAAUUGCGUUUAUAAACCAAAUAAACUCUGGAACAGCACUUGAAGUAGUUGUAUACUUAACUAAUUAACUUAUCUAAAAAGCUAUGUGCGUUUUUAAUUUGAUUUUUGCGAUUUUACCAUCUUCUUGUCAGUUUAUAUUAUUUUAGGUAAAAAAGUUAUUAACUUUUUGUAAUAUUUUUGAACUCAAUGGUAAAUGUUACCAGAUUUAGACAAAAACUGUCCUCAAGGCUAUUCAAGCAAGAUCUAGAGAAAUUUCCUUCUUUCGAAGCAAGAUUCCUAAGUUUAUUACCUAAAUUAUCGAUUUUUUAUCGAAGCUAAACUAUUUUUCUACUUAUUUCCGUUUCAGAUUCUUCCCAGGUGGAAUCUAUUACACAUUCUUCAAUUUUCUACUCUAUUUUGGUAUUGCUCGUCGAUCCGAUUUCCAUAUUAUUCACCAGACGCUUAUCCGGACUCUGAACGAGACUUUUCGCUAUGUAGAAUGCCUUGGAGAUCGUUGGUUUGUGAUCCAAAUGAGAUUCUCAGCGAAGAAGGUAACUUUUGGUGUUUUUGGUUUUGAUUUUAGGACGAAAGAACAUAAAAAAUAAGAGUUUUACCUUGUUUAAGACGAAAAGAUGGAAAAUUUUCGCAAAUUUUAUGGGAAAUUGAGAUUUAUAUCGAUUUUUGUCGGAAUAGUGAUGCUUAUUAUGUCUAUGAUGUUUUGCCACUAAUUUCGAUUAUUUCAGGGCUUCUCCAACUGGACCGAUCAACAAAAUUCAUCUUGAACAAGACCAAAUGUCCGUGCGCUUCUUACGACAGUCCCAUGGGCUACUGCACUAAAGAAACUGGCUAUUCGAUAUCAAUCGCCGUCUUAGACAGUAUUUACGUCGAAUCCAGUGAAUUGUAAGUCCAUCUGAAAAUUCUCUGACCUUAUUUUAGAGUGAUAAAAGAGCGGCUGGAAAGGAUAUUUCCUGAGGCACUGAGGCGAAAGCAAUCACGCGGGCAAUGCGAUGACGAUAUUUUGAUUGUCUUGGCUGUCAAGAAUCGAAUUGUAAGAGAAGUUUGAGACCUCGAUUACUGUAAUUUUUUCUAUUCUUAGGUGGCUACAUCAGUUGGGUCCGUGGCUAGACGAAAAUUGAACUACGAGAUUGUCGAUAAGGUCACAGAGUUGGCUAGUAAGUGUUUGAGAUAUUUUGUUUUGUUUUUAGGGAGUUCCGGGGCUUUUCAAGUUUUCGUGGUGGGACACAAAUUGAUGAUGAAUGGCCUUAAAAAAGCCUGUUGAUUCGGUGAUUUUAGAAUAGUUUGGGUAAAAUACGGUGCAACCUUGUGUCCGGUCUCCUUUUUUUACCAAAAAUUAGGCUUUACCUAGUGCAAUAUAAAAAAUUUUCAAAUUGAUGUCUAAAAUAAUAUAAUUUUUUGCAGAAUUCCGUUAUUUCGAUGAUGGCGACUACGCACGAGGCCUCAACUUGAUGGUAGAGAUAUUUGGAAAGGUUUUGGCGGGUGAAAAUUACUUGGAAGUUUUGCCUUCAAAAGUGGAACGGCUUUAUUUCUACAAACUCAAAAACCUUUUCCCCAGUUGGCCAAUUUGGCUCACUUUCCUCGUUUUGGUCGGAAUUCCCGCAAUUGUCGUGCUGAUCGUCCUGAUCACGGCGUUGAUCAUCUCCCUUCGGAAAUACCUCAGGAUCACCAGAUACGGAUAUCAGAGUGGGAACCCGGACGAGCCCACUGACGAGCUGACCGAAACGUCCCUCACUUCCUCUCUGAACUCCAGCUAA